Cucumis sativus (cucumber) is the source of this 1262-nucleotide messenger RNA. RefSeq lists its product as uncharacterized. Gene Ontology annotation, cellular component: chloroplast. Gene Ontology annotation, molecular function: double-stranded DNA binding. Gene Ontology annotation, biological process: regulation of DNA-templated transcription; chloroplast organization. The coding region runs from base 1 to 1092 and encodes 363 amino acids. The transcript has 3 exons. The record is from RefSeq and is a predicted model, not a curated record. Lineage: Eukaryota; Viridiplantae; Streptophyta; Magnoliopsida; Cucurbitales; Cucurbitaceae.
AUGGAGGGGAGGAAGAAGAAGAAGAAGAAGAAGAUGCAGAACAACAAUGGGGAUUUGGGGUUUCUCCCAUUCUUCUUCUCAACAAGAUACUUUUCCACCUCUUCUGAGAUUGUAUCAUCUCCUAAAUCUGCUUCGUUGCCUUCUCAUGCUGCUAAGCUCGAGAAUAAUCGGAAGGCUGUAAUUGCGUUACUUGCGAAUCAUGGAUUCUCUCAAUCACAAAUCUCUGACGUUGUCAAGAGGUAUCCUGGAAUUCUUUCUGCGAACCCCGAGAAAACCCUACUGCCUAAAUUGUCGUUUUUUCAAUCUAAAGGUUUUUCUUCCCCAGAGAUUGUCAAAUUCUUACGUUCAAAUCCUUGGUCUUUAAGAGCAAGUUUAAACAAACGAAUUAUUCCAGCCUUUGAUUACAUUCAAGCCGUGUUUGGAAGUGAGGAGAAGACUCUCGCUGUCAUAAAACAGUUUGUGGGUAUUCUCGUGAAGGAUCUUCGAAUUUCAGUUGGUCCCAAUAUUGAAAUUCUGAAACAAAUUGGAGUGCCGGAUUCAAAUAUUUUAAGAUAUCUUCAGUACCAGCCUAGAGUGUUCUUGAAAAAUCCCAUCCUAUUCAAGGAGACUGUAGAGAGAGUUGUGGAAAUGGGAUUUAACCCUCAACAAUUGCAGUUUGUUGUAGCUGUUUUUGCUCUGCGAUCAAUGACCAAAUCUACAUGGGAUAAGAAGGUUGCAGUUUAUAGGAAAUGGGGAUUCUCUGAAGAAGAGAUACGUUUAUCUUUUAGAAAGCAUCCGUGGUGUAUGAUGCGUUCUGAGGAUAAGAUUAAUGGUGUAAUGGAUUUUUUUGUCAACAAAAUGGGAUUCAAUUCAUCUGUCGCUGCUAGAAGACCAGUUUUACUUUCACUUAGUUUGAAGAAGAGAAUUUUUCCUAGAGGCUAUGUUUAUCAAGUUUUGGUGUCAAAGGGUUUGAUUAAGAAACACCAUAAUCCUCUUUUGUUCUUUGAGUCUCCUGAAAACUGUUUCAUAGAAAAAUUCAUCAACCCUCAUAAGGAGCAGAUUCCUGGAUUGUUGGAGUCUUAUGAACAGAAAUUAAUGGAUUCUAGAAGAUGAACAUGUUCGAUCCCUUUGAAAUUUUAAUAUUAAACAGUUUUUUGUUGGUUAUCUUGCUCGCAUCCCUCUCUUUGUUCAUCCUUAGUUUGUACUCUUCUUUAUGGCUGUCUGCAUUUGUAUUGUGUUAAGAUAAAUAUAAUUUUUUUAGACUAGGAUUUCAGGUUUAAAUA